Danio rerio (zebrafish) is the source of this 849-nucleotide messenger RNA. The record is from RefSeq and is a predicted model, not a curated record. NCBI's taxonomy places the organism in Eukaryota, Metazoa, Chordata, Actinopteri, Cypriniformes, Danionidae.
GGUUGAGAGAGAGACUGUGGAGUUCAAUCUCUUCAUUUAGUAUGACUUUUCGAUCAUAAACAUUAAAUUUUUCUCUUUAAUUAAUAUAUCUCUGCUUAAAGGAAGCUUAACACAACAAUGAAGCUAAGCAGAAGAGAGGUUCCCAUCUAUGGCCAAGCAAAGGUUUUUGCGCUGAUUCCCUCUGUACAAGAUGAAGAGGUGUUUGUGGUUCUUGAAGGCUCAACUCUAGUGCAUGUCCUGCAAACUAGAGUUCACGCCAUGCUGUACUUCAUUGUACCAGGUCAUAACCUGUCAGAGAUGGUGCGUGUCCGAGCGUAUAUUUUCACAGAUGAGACUGUGAUGUGUGUAGGCGUGUCAUAUCUGACAUACGUGGAGGAUGAUGCACAGGAACUGGCUGAAUUCCUGGUUACCCAUAGCGACCGCCUCAGCACCAGUGAGCACAGAGAUCUGAUUGGCCGAUAUGGUUUGAGUGACAGCUCAACAAAAGCAGAGAUGGAUGAAAAGAUCAGGCUGGCCCUAGCCAAUCUACACACCCCACACAACCUGCUCGGACAGUCCAGACAAGAAUCUCUCCUGCAUGUGUGUGUGCGUCUGGGGUUUGUGAGCGUCUCAGAGUUUCUCCUCUGUCAGCCUGGUGCCCUGAUGACUAUCCACUCACCCAAUCAGGAUGGGGACACGCCCCUUCAGCUGGCCCAGCAGACCAAUCAGCACGCUUUGAUAAAACUCUUCAAUCAGUAAUGUAUCCUUAUUGCUUUAAGCUUAUCUAUCGUUAAAAAUUUCAGAAAUAUCUUAUGCAGAAAAAAGUGACAGCUACAGUGCAUCCGGAAAGUCUUCAAAUUCAAAAAGACU